UUGGCUUCACCACCAACUCAUCUGAACAACAAUGGCCUUUAAGAUCGUUAUCUUCUCUUGCCUCUUGGCGCUUGCCCAAGCUAGCGUUGCACCUGUAGCAGUAGCUGCUCCCCUUACAGCGGCUCCUGUAGUGGCAGCACCAGCAUUCGCAGCCAGAUUGGAAGAAUUCGAUCCUCUUCCGCAAUAUCGAUUUGGAUACAAUGUAGCUGAUGCACUCACCGGUGAUUACAAAAGCCAGCAAGAACAACGUGAUGGUGAUUUAGUGCAAGGAUCAUAUUCACUCGUAGACCCCGAUGGUACGCGCCGUACUGUAGAUUAUUCCGCUGAUUCUGUCAAUGGAUUCAAUGCAGUCGUGCGAAAGGAGCCACUAGUUGCUGCACCGGCAGUAGUUGCUGAACCAGCAGUUGUACCCGCCCGCCUUUCUGCUGCUCCUUAUGCCGCAGCUCCCAUCGUUGCUGCCCCAGUAGCUAAAUACACUGCCGCAUACACAGCUCCUUUGACAUAUGCAUCAUACACUGCUCCAGUUGCAAAACUAGCAUACUCCGCACCUUUUGGCUAUCCAGCACCCGUAGCAAGAUUUGCGUAUUCUUCACCAGUUGCUAGGCUGACAGCAGCUCCAGUUGUAGCUGUCUAAUUUAUUCAGAUUUACACCUAAAAUUGACUGAUUUCUCUCUCUUUUAUAUGGCCAAUAAACUUUUUUAUUUGUGACAUUUAAUUAUAUGUUACCU
Molecule: messenger RNA, 728 nt
Organism: Vanessa atalanta (red admiral)
Lineage: Eukaryota; Metazoa; Arthropoda; Insecta; Lepidoptera; Nymphalidae
Gene: CPR70
Product: larval cuticle protein A2B-like
Exons: 2
Coding region: 32-634 (200 amino acids)
Cellular component (GO): extracellular matrix
Source: RefSeq, a predicted model, not a curated record